Molecule: messenger RNA, 1785 nt
Organism: Eupeodes corollae
Lineage: Eukaryota; Metazoa; Arthropoda; Insecta; Diptera; Syrphidae
Exons: 4
Coding region: 144-983 (279 amino acids)
Source: RefSeq, a predicted model, not a curated record
GACAUCGUCAAGGAGUGAAAUCAACUUGUUGUAACAUAAAUUUGUAACAGAAGAACCACCUGUCAGACAAAAAGAGCAGCAGCAAGGCAAACUUGUAAUACACUCCCACCUUCAUUACUUACAAACGCAAACGCACAGAAAAUAUGGCCUUAUUGAAUAUCCUGUGGGCCAUAAUUAUUUUAGCAUGUUGGAGCGAUAGUUUUAUGGGCUUGAUGGUUGCUGCAGCCCCUUCACAACAACUUCAACAACAACAUUCGGCCUUUGGGUUGUCAUCCCGUCAUGGUAAUUCGAUGAUGAUUGGCGGCGGCGGUGGUGAUGUUGGCGGUGGAAUGGGAACUGCUGGUGGCGGUGGAGGAUUAUCCAUUCCAGGAAGUAUAUCAUACCAACCACAUGAUUCAGAGGAACUGGAAAAGGCAGUCUAUGAUCCUGGUGAUGAACUUCUACAUGCACUUAAUUCCGAAGCAGCAGCAGCAUUAGCAGCCUCUAGCAACGAUGACCUUGAUUCUGACGAUGAUGACGACGAUUAUAUCGAUAAGGCUAUCAACGAUUUGGCAAUGCCAGAUAAAUUUGAAUUACUCCGAAAGCUAGAUGAGGAUAUAAAAGAGGAACAAGAUAUUGUUAGCAAAUCGGCUUUACUUAUGAAAUUUUUAGAGGAUCCAACAAUCGAAACAUUACCGGUGGUUUAUGUUGAAGAAAAUCUAAAUCCAGGUGUGGACACUAACAAUUUAUAUCCUCUUAUAACUGGAAUGGAAAAAAGGUCAAGAUAUUAUAGAAGAUAUCCAUGGAAACGACACAGCCGAAAUCGAGGCAGUAGCUAUGAACCGGAAAUUCGUUAUGCCUGCACCCCAAGCAAGGAAGAUGUCUUCAAACUUCUCGUCGGCUUACAUGAAAAUCGUAAUGGAAAUCAACAUAAAACUGUUCAUUUCUGUAAUCGCAAACGGCCCGCCAAAGCUAUAUUCACAAAUAUUCGAUUUCUUGGUUAAAACUGAUCAUCAUUAUGGCGAAUUAAAAACUGACGACAAUCUGACUUCAUGAGCUAAAAAUUAUGAGAAAAACAAAGAAUACGCAGAAUAAUUAUCUUAUGUUUUAACUGAAAUAAGAAAAACAUUGUUUUUAUUUUUUUCAAAAAACAACAAUUUUCAUUUCUCCAUCAUUUUUCCUUUCUUACAAUGUAAAUUAUUAUGAAUUAACUCAAAUAUUUGACUUUAAAAAAUUGAAAACUAACUUUUUCAGAAACGUACAUAAACAUAUGGAUUUUUGUUUGUUUUUGAAAAUAAAUGCAGUAUUGUUACCUUUCAUAUAUGACAACUUGAUAAAAUCUAGAUAAAUGUAAACAAACAUUAUAAAUAUUAUAAACAAAACAAAAUAAAUUAAACUUAAAUUUGAAUAAACAAAUAACACAAAAAUUCCAUUCCAUGCACAGCAAAAUUACUUGUCUUCUUUUCUUCUUACGAAAAUUAUACCUUCAAAAACAAAUUCAAAGAAAAAUUAAAUAAAAUCUUAAUUUUUGUGUAAAUUUAAGUGUAAAUAUAUAUAAAAAAAUUAAACACUAUUUGAAAUAUAAAAUGAAGAAUAACAAAAAGUUGUAAAAGUCGUGGCAUAUCAAAAUAGUAACUAAAAAUUAAAACAAUUUCAAACAAAAUUUUAACAAAGUUAAAGUAAAUUGUUUUAUGUGUGCGUGUAUACAUUUAAAAAAAUUUAAUCUUAAAUAAAAUAUAAACAACAAAAUCAAUUAAUUAUAUAAAUGUGAAAAAAGAAAUAAAAGUAAUAAAAUAAAAAAAUAUA